Molecule: messenger RNA, 1384 nt
Organism: Nematostella vectensis (starlet sea anemone)
Lineage: Eukaryota; Metazoa; Cnidaria; Anthozoa; Actiniaria; Edwardsiidae
Product: hydrolethalus syndrome protein 1 homolog
Exons: 8
Coding region: 102-1052 (316 amino acids)
Biological process (GO): cilium assembly
Cellular component (GO): centriole; non-motile cilium
Source: RefSeq, a predicted model, not a curated record
AGGAGUACUGGGUCACAGCAUUCCACAUAACCGUUUCGGUUCAACUUUCAAGUUUUUUGUCCGCGAGAUUAUUCUAUUUGUUGUGUUUACUCCGCUUUAGUAUGUCCGAUUUCGAGUUUACCGAAGAGGAGAUCAGAGAUAAGCUUGCUGAGCUCGGCUACACGAAUGUACCGCGGGAAAAGCUCAGAGAAUUCGCUGAUGAUCUUCGACAGCUCAUGCGUUAUGAAAAGAAAGCAUCUUUAGAGCAAAGAGGCCCAGAAAGCUUCUCUUCACCAGCUAGUACUACAGACUACAUAGAUAGCUACAUCACUACCUCUGAUGAUCAAAGCAGUCCAUUGUCUGGGGAAGACGCUGGGUACAGGGGCCUGGAAGAAAGGGGCCAUCGUCCCAUCCCGGCACCAAUGAGACCCAAGACUGCACCAUUGUAUAAGGGCCAUUAUGUAGAAAUUGGGAAAGAAAACAAGCUGUAUGCCAUCGAAGAGGUUACAAGCCCAUCUGCUUCAGAAACCUCAUCAGUUGACCAGUUUGAGAGACCCAAAAGCAAAAUGGCUAAAAAAAGAAAAGUGAUGAGGAGAAAAAAUGGAGAAGCAAGAGUUUUUGACGAGUCUUUUACAUCUACUGACUCAGCAUCCACAGUCACAGAUAUUUCCGAGUUAGAGCAACAAUUGCGAGAUCUUCCCCUACGUGGUGAUCACAAAUAUGAUGACAUUCUUCAAGAACCUCAAGAUUACAGGCCAUGGGAGGGACGGCAAGCUUCAAAGGCACUUCCAUCAUACAUCAGACCAAGCACCAGUCACCCCCAUACACGAGGAAUUAAAAAAAUUGACCCAGUGAAUAGAUACCAUCAGUUUAAAUAUGAGUGGGAACACCAGAAAGCACCAGGAGAGAAGAAUCGUAAUUUACUCAGAUGGAAUGUCAGGGGGCAGAUGUUACAACAAGAAGUGUAUGAGCGGCCACAAAGAAGAUAUGCUCCAAACAACUAUGUAGUGCCGACAGAGAAAAAAAGACAGUCUUUACGGUGGCAAGUAAGAACUAGUCUCGCCCGAGCAUGAAAAGCAAUUAGAAAUCACAAUGUACAGUAUGUACUUCUAAAUUUUAAAAUGCCCAGCACCUUAUUACUUGUACGUAACAGUCAAACAAAACUCUGGGGGAAGUUCACAAAUCAGUCUAAAACUUAUAAUACGUUUGUAAAGAAAUAGGUUAUAUAUUGACUGUGCAGACUGUUUUGUAUAGCAAACUGCCCCAAGUCAUACUUUAUCUUGCCGUCAUAUCUGAAGCUUGCUUUUUUGCAAAAUGGUAGCAAAAAGACCCUUUGGAUCUCAAUAUGGGCAUACAAUCAUUGUAAUAUCUUUGUAACUGUUGUAAUAAAGUUAGUCAUUAAGAA